UCUACGUUCCUCCCGAAAAAUUAUGCUCAUAAUAUAAAAAAAAAUCAAGAAAGAAAAAGAAUGACAAGAAAAUCGAUCAAAUAGGGUAAUCUGCAAAAAACUUUCGAUUUCAAACCCAGAAAGCCCAAACGGAUUUUUGGAAGAGAAAAACAGAAAAAAAUGCUUUGAAAAUGCAGCACUUUUUUCUUGACAGAGAGAGAGAGAGAGAGAGACGCAGAAAUAGAAAAUGAAGAUAUAACGAGCAAGAAGCUCGAGUACGAAGGAAGAUAGCAAAACGAAUUUUUCCUUUUGUGUAUCUGGAGGAAAUUUUCUUCACUUUCUCGAGCUCCAAACAGGUUAGAGCAACUAAAAUUUACCUUCGAAAUUCUCUCUCUCUCUCUGGAAUCUCACAUCUCUUUCUUUGCAACCUCUGUUGUAUUCGAUUUCCCUGUGAAAUUCAAGCUAUAGUUGAAAAUUUCACAUGAACUCUAACUUCUUAAAUUUUGUGAUCCUCGUAAAAGAGUUUGCCUUUUGAGGGUGGUAUUUUGCUGCUAGCUUCUCUAUAUUGAAUAAAGAAGAUGAUUUAUGAGGUUGAGCUUGUUUUUCUGGAUUUUGUGGUCCAAUCUAUAGUUGAAGAAAAAUAAAGGAGGUUUUUUUGUUGAUGUGGUAGAAAGUUUGGCUUUUUCUUUGGGUUGUGAUUUGAAUUUUGAUUGAUUGAAUUUGGAGGGACAAGUUCAAAUCUUUGAGCUUUGGUGAGAGCUUUACUCUCGGUUGCAAAGAUGCGUUUUAUAUUGGUGUCUAUGGGUCUUUCUGGAGUUAGUGGAACAUCUUUAGUAGAGUUAUGGAAAGUGGGUUUUUGGAAAUGGAGCAAAGAAACCCUAAUUUAGUUGGGGUUUUUGGGUUAAAAGAAGGUGUACGUAUCUGUAAUUUUGGUCAAAUAAUUUGGUUAUGGAUUUUUAUCGGUGAACAAUGCAACCACCGCAUCAGCAUUCGCGGAUCAAUCUCAUUGAGUUGAAAGCUCAGUUAAUAAAGCGACUUGGGCUGGAGAGAUCGAAGCUAUACUUUCAUUAUUUGAAUAAACUAUUGAACUUAAAGAUAAGCAAAAUUGAGUUCAAUAAGCUCUGUUUUCGUGUUCUUGGGAGAGAGAAUGUUAGACUACACAAUCUCUUAAUCUCUUCAAUAUUGAAAAAUGCUUGUCUUGCCAAAGUUCCUCCGCUGCCGGUGACUGGUGAUGAGAAUCAGCAAAGUGGGAAUGUUCUAUUGUUGCCUGGGAAAGCAAGCUCUAGAGCAUCCACUAGGCUUAAUGCCAAGGUGGAUUCUGCUUCUCAUGAAUCAAUAAUUACUAAUGAAAAUGUUGUCUCUGGGAAUGGCAAGCUGACUUGUCAUGAUAUACGGAAGCUGGUGCAGCAUCAUCAAGAAGUCUUGGGAAAAGCAGAUAACGGAAGGGAUGUUCUGCUUCACAACCCUGAGAUAUUACCUUUAACAAAAGGAUCAGUUGGUGGUUUUCUUCCUGAAGAUAGCAGAGAAAAAAGUGAACUAUUGGUUGUUGAAGAUGGAAAGGAGUUAUGUGCUAGAAGUUCAUUGCAAGCACCACUUGGGAUUUCAUUAUUUUCUGAUAGUAUUUCAGGGGCCCGAAGGGCGUUGCCUUCUGUGAGAAGUGGUGGAUAUUCCAACUCAUAUGAUACUGGUGGAUUGCUUGACUCUGAGGCACUGAGGGAACGCAUGCAACAACUAGCUGCAUUGGAGGGCCUUGGAGGUGUGUCAAUGGACUGUGCCAAUAUAUUGAGCAAUGGGUUGGAUAUCUACUUAAAGAGGUUAAUUAGGAUGUGCAUUGAGCUAGUAGGAACCAGGCAUGGAUGUAAUUUGAGUAGAAACAACACACUCAAGCACCAUUUGUUUGGGAAGCUUGUUAAUGGUGUCUUGCCAAGUUAUCAUAAUCAGUUGCAAAAUAGCAGUAGGGCUUUAGAAGGGAUAGAUGGACAGAUAUCCUACAAACUUAUUUCUUUGCUGGAUUUCAAAGUUGCGAUGGAAUUGAACCCACAGGGACUUGGGGAAGACUGGCCAUUACUGCUUGAGAAGAUAUAUAUGCGUUCAUUUGAGGAAUAACAAUUCAGGAACUUGUGAUUCUGUCAGAGUAAUUGAUUUCGUAACUUCUGGUCCAAAGGUUCCCAAAAGUAGCAAUAAUGUUUCUUGGGUAUCAUUGAUGCAUCAGAUACUCUGUUGCGGCCAUUUUGAUCCGUGUGCUGCCUUUAGGAUAAAACUAUGCCCUUACAAGAUGAAUUGGAAGGGGGCAGAGUAUUAUCCCUAACACCAUAAUUAGUGGCAAGUUGGCAACUGACCAAAAGGGACAAGGAGAAAAGAAAACCCAUAUUUGGUUGCCCUGUUGUACCUUUAGCAUAAUUUUGGUUCACCCAGUUUUUUCUGUAAUUUAUAGCCCAUUAGGAAAAACUUUUAUAACAGUUUUGCAGGAAUAAUAUCUUUAGCUUAGUCGGAAGAUAAAAUUGCGUGAUGUAAAGUUCCAAUGUAUGUACUUGCAAAACUUAAAUCCAGUUGGAAUCUUGAUAUCAAAAGUUAUGUGCACUUGACCAUUCUUGCUAA
Theobroma cacao (cacao) is the source of this 2577-nucleotide messenger RNA. RefSeq lists its product as uncharacterized. Gene Ontology annotation, cellular component: SAGA complex. Gene Ontology annotation, biological process: regulation of transcription by RNA polymerase II. Gene Ontology annotation, molecular function: transcription coactivator activity. NCBI's taxonomy places the organism in Eukaryota, Viridiplantae, Streptophyta, Magnoliopsida, Malvales, Malvaceae. The record is from RefSeq and is a predicted model, not a curated record.